Messenger RNA from Oncorhynchus kisutch (coho salmon), 11025 nucleotides. Its product is annotated as prostaglandin E2 receptor EP4 subtype. The record is from RefSeq and is a predicted model, not a curated record. The transcript is spliced from 2 exons. Gene Ontology annotation, biological process: cellular response to prostaglandin E stimulus; positive regulation of cytosolic calcium ion concentration; inflammatory response. Gene Ontology annotation, molecular function: prostaglandin E receptor activity. The coding region runs from base 329 to 1684 and encodes 451 amino acids. Gene Ontology annotation, cellular component: plasma membrane. NCBI's taxonomy places the organism in Eukaryota, Metazoa, Chordata, Actinopteri, Salmoniformes, Salmonidae.
AGUGAACUGUAGAUUACACAGGCAGACGAGUGAGCAUGAAUUUUAAACAUGGAUCAAUCAUUUGUAAACGUCAAUGGACAGGAGAUAAGACAAUGACGUCGACGGCUAACAGAUACUUGGACAAAAUCAACUGAACUCCGAAACAACAGUUUUAAAAGGCGUUCUAACUUCUGAUGUGAAUAUGUUGAUUCAGCUCACAUUCAGGAUGAAGAUUUGAAUCAUGUUUGAUACGCUUCAUUUUUGUAGAUACCAUGCCUAAUGCAUCUACUGUAUUUCUUAUUGGGAAAUAUUAACGACAGCCUAUAAUGUAACUAAAUAUUUGUUUAAAAUGAGUAACAACACUGUGACCGGGAGGAUCAUGAUCCCGACUAUACCGUCCAUCAUGUUUAUUUUCGGUGUGGUGGGAAAUGUCAUUGCCAUCGUGGUACUCUGCAAAUCCAGGAAAGAACAGAAGGAGACAACGUUCUACACGCUGGUAUGCGGUCUGGCGGUUACAGACCUUUUGGGGACACUCCUAGCCAGUCCCGUCACCAUCGCAACCUAUGUGAAAGGCUCGUGGCCAGGCGGGGAACCACUGUGCCAGUAUUUUGGAUUCAUCAUGCUUUUCUUCUCUCUAGCGGGGCUCAGCAUUAUAUGCGCUAUGUCCGUGGAGAGAUACUUGGCGAUAAACCACGCGUAUUUCUACAACGACUAUGUGGAUCAGAGACUGGCGGGCAUGACGCUUCUGGCUAUUUACAUCUCCAACGUGCUUUUCUGCGCUCUACCUAGCAUGGGUCUGGGACAAGUCAAAAAGCAGUACCCACAAACCUGGUGCUUCAUAGAGUGGCGGAGCAACGUGAGGACCGAUGCCGCCUUUUCAUAUAUGUACGCGGGGUUCAGUUCGAUUCUAAUUCUAGCCACAGUUAUCUGUAACGUUCUGGUAUGCGGUGCUCUGAUUCGAAUGCACCGGCGGUUUGUCCGGAAGAUGUCAUUGUGGACAGACCCCGGACGAAACACAGACCCGAGAAGGAGACGCAGCUUCGGGCAUCUGGCCGGCGCAGAGAUCCAGAUGGUGAUUGUACUCAUUUGUACCUCAGCGGUGGUGCUUAUAUGCUCCAUUCCACUUGUUGUGCAAGUGUUUCUGAACCAGAUUUAUAAGACUCCGGUGGAGCUGAGACUGGAGAAGAACCCAGAUCUACGGGCGAUCCGCUUCGCCUCAUUCAACCCCAUCCUGGACCCCUGGAUCUACAUCCUCCUCCGCAAGGCCGUGCUCCUCAAGCUCAUUGAGCAGAUCAAGUGUCUGUUCUGUAAGAUAGGAGCACAGAGACAGCAGAGACAGGGAGCACAGAACUGCCACUGCAUUGAUGAACACCAGCUCCACUCCAUCAUCUCUUCACAAGAGUUCCCGUCAUUGGUGUCCCGUGAGCUGAAGGAGGUGUCCAGCACCUCUCAGGUCAUCCUCUACCUUCCUGAUGGAAGCUGUCAUCACACAGGAGAGCAGGUUGGGCUCCGCAAUUCCUCUGUCCAAGACCCCCAAAGUUCUUAUUUGUCAGAACAGAGAAGUACAGAGGAUGGGGGGAGAGAGGUGACAAACCUAACCAGGGACCCCUCUGGUGUGGGAGGACAGACCACUCAGUCAUGUGUGAAAGAACAGGCUCUUCAUGUGUUGCUAAGUAAUGAGACGGUGCAGGAGAAAUGCAUAUAGAUCUUGUGUAUUUGGAAUCCCAUGAACGGUUACUUCAACAGCUUCUCUAAGACUCCUCAUAUUAUUGUGAAGUUUCUGUGAGUCAGAGGGAUGUCCACACAUACAUUGACGACACUGCCUUCAGACUGCCCAAGAUGGCUUUUCAGACAGCUUCUGCUCUCCUAAGGGACUUAUUCGGUUAGCGGAAGUGUUAGUGCCAACAGAAAUAGAUUGGCUCCCAGGAUGACUAAUUUGACAUCCUCUAAAGACGAGGAAUGGCACAUUUAAACAAUGUUGAAAAGCUUUUGGUAAGCCUGACAGGAGGAAGGACAAACAAGAGAGAGACAACUGUGAGAGAGAGAGAGGAUGUCUGCUCCACUUUGAUGUCAAGCUACCUCGACCAGAAACAUCAAUAUUUGUUUGUUUUUCCUGUCUUCUCGCACAGGUCAGAGAGCAAGGCAGUAAGAGCAGAGCAGCUUCUCCAUGGCCUAAAGGGGCAUUGGCUGUACACUGUAGCUAAACAGUUUAACACUAGCUUCUUUCAAUCAUUGUACAAACUGUGAGUUAGUAUUUAGAGUAUUUAAACUACAAUGAUUGAGAUGUACAGAAUAGUUAUUAGGAUUCAUUGAAAGGAAUGUAGUAUAGGGCCUGUCAUUACGUUCCAAACUGCCAUGAUAACACCAAGGAAAAGUCAGUUCUCACAAAACAAUGUCUGUAGAAGGUUUGCUGUUCAGAGAUGCACUUCACUUGAAUGUUUUGCAUCACAUAAUAGCUUUAGAGAGUUAAUGUAUAGUGCAGUAUUGUGUGUAAUAACAUUAUCCAUGUGUUGUCCUUCAGGUGAGUGAAAUGAGUUGUGCCAACAUGCAGGGUAGUUUGCCAAACUCUGUAUAUGUAUUUCUAUUACUCUGGUACCAGUUUCUGAACGUUUAUCAGAUUAUCAGUAAUUCACCUAAGUAUUGUCAUUGUCAUUAUUUAGUGACUUACGCAAUCAGCCUGGUCUCAUAUACUAGUAUACAUAAACCAGGGACACCAGAUUAGUAUGACAUGUUAUGUUUGGUAUGAUUACAUGAGACAGAAGGUUACUUAAGGAAAAAUGAAAGGAGGGCGGUUAGUCUGCGUAUAAAGCAAACGUCUAGCGCGAACGUCUAGCGCGAACGUAUAGCAACCGAAAGGUUGCGGUGCGAAUCUCAUCACGGACAACUUUAGCAUUUUAGAUAAUUAGCAACUUUGCACCUACUUAGUAUGUUAGCUAACCUUUCCCCUAACCCUAAUUUUAACCUAACUCAUAAGCUUAACCCCUAGCCGAGCUAAUAUUAGCCAGCUAGCUAACAUUAGCCAGCUACCUGAGAUCAGGUUGAUGUAAUUUCUUCUCUAUGAGAAGUUUCAAGUAAUUCAAUCCCGCCAUGAAAUGUUACAAUAGCAUAAUAUGAAAGGUCCUUGUCAAUUUUUAAAUAUUAUGUUCUGCCAUAUCUGUAAACCCCCUAAAAUGACAGAUGUUUUUCAUUUUAAAUCCAAUAUGCUUUUAUUUUAUCCACCCUAAAUAAAAUAUUAAUUUAAGCAAUACAUUCUAAAAAUGAAUUCAAUUGAUUAACAGUAAUUGAGACCCAUCUAUUGUCUUCAAGGAUUUGUGCAUGACUCCAUUUCCUUUGGACCACCUAUGAGACUGAACGUGUGGAUGUGCAAAACAUCACGCACAAGAGUCAGUGUCAUGCAGUGUGUGUGUGUGUCAUUAAACUACAUGUCAUCUAAGAACAAGCGGAAAUCAUUUAUGUAAGCAGGAAGGUUCUCAGACUCAGAUUCCUGACAGAGUUUAGAGGUCAUAUUGUGACCCUGUUAGCACACAGAUGCUACUGAAAGGUACAGGCCACUGCUUUCCAAGUUUACACAAGUAUAAUUGGCUAAACAAACCCUAACGAACUUGGGUCCAAGGCUGUUAACGAUGAAUUCAAGUUCAAACACGCAAAAAGAAUCCCAGAUCUACUACUUAGUAACUGCACACACACACACACACACACACACACACACACACACACACACACACACACACACACACACACACGCGCACAAAAUAUUGUGAGGCAGACUUCCCAUAACUUGAAUGAGGCAGAAUCUUUCAUAAAACAACAAGCGUCUAUGGCUCCUAUUCAACAUGAUUCAAGGUCCAGUGCAAUCAACAUUGAGUUUUUCCUUAUAUCAUUUAUCACCUGAUAAAAUUAACACUGUAAAAAAAUGUAAAAUCAGUGUUAUUUACUGAUAGUGUCACGUUCGUCGUAAGGAUGAGACCAAGGUGCAGCCUUGGUAGACCUACAUUAUUACUUUUAAUGAAUGAACACCGAACAAAAACAACAAAACGAACAAAGGAAACGUGAAGCUACACAACCAGUUCUGACAGGCAACUUAACAUAGACAAGAUCCCACACCAGAAAGUGGGAAAAAGGUCUGCCUAAAUAUGAUCCCCAAUCAGAGAUAAUGAUGAACAGCUGUCUCUGAUUGGGAACCAUAUCAGGCCAACAUAGACAUACAAAACCCCUAGACAUACAAAAAACCCUAGACAUACAAAAAACCUAGAGUACCCACCCUAGUAACACCCUGACCUAACCAAAAUAUGUAGAAAACAGAGAUAUCUAAGGUCAGCGCGUGACAGAUAGUUGCUGGUUGAAAAUGCAAUCUACACAGGACCUUCUAAUCAGCAGGUUUGCAUGGGCGGGAGUUUCGACUUUCCAUGGUGACAUUACUAUGCGGCAAAUUGGUUAAUUGACCAAUAAGAAAGAUAAUUCCAAACCUCUCUGCCAAUAAUAGCUAGUCUUCAGUUUUCCUCUCCCUACUCUUGCUGGUUAAGGGCUUGUAAGUAAGCAUUUCACGGUAAGAUAUACACCUGUUGUAUUCGGGUGCAUGUGACAAAUAACAUUUGAUUUGACUCAGACCACUCCCAGACAGUCCCAGCAAAAUUCUUGCUUGAGAAAUAGUUUUUUGCAAAAAAUAUAUUUUUGUCCCUAAUGGAAAUCUAUUACAGUAAGGUACUUAAUUACUACCCAUGAAGGAUUUGUAUUGAUAUAGAAAUGACUGCAUUGGGCCUUGAAGAUUGAACUAGCAAUGCUUUGACAAAUAUGCUGAGAAUGGGAUAUCAACACAGAGUGUGUGAGAGCAACCAACCUCAACACGAGUAACCACAACAGCCACGUGAUGUGUGGUGGAGAGAGCAGAUAAACUGUGAAAGGCUGUCAUUUAUCAAAACACGCUGUUGCAUGGAGUACUUCCAAAGAGACAAUAGGGCUUGUUCACUGCAGUAAUUGUCUUGUAUAUUGACCCAGGUCUGAUUGCAACCUUACGUGACACACACUUUUACCAAAUGUGUUUAUGCCUCUUCCACAAACUACACUUUCAUAAGAUAGAGCCAGUAGAUGCUCAUGGACACUCUUAAUGAACAAAAAUGGGCAUAGAGUUGGCGAGCAAGUUCAUAAGCUAUCAGGGUCUGGGUUGAGCUAGUGGCCACACUUCUGUCCAGUCUACAUUUCCGUCCAUUCUCCUGUAACAUGGCCAUAUAAUGUCAGUAACUACACAUAUGUUGCCGUUCUGUGCUGUGCAUCACAUUACAGUAACAAGGAAACAUAAAGCUGCUUUAAGUCAACAGGAUGCACGCCAACAUCAAUUCUCUGUCCUGUGUCUCCUGGGGGCUAUGACACUAACUGCUCAGCAUCAGGGCACAUCUGCUGUCAGCUACAGAUGAACAGGACAGUAGACCACUACGUCAUGAUUAUUAUAGCAUUAUACAUGACAGAGACCAGAAACUAUGGAAUGGUAGACAUGAUAAACCCGCAGUAAUGUGCAUAAGCUGUCUUUCUCAGGUAGUGGGGAGAAAAGACAAAUCUAAUGUAAAGAGGAAGACCAGGCAAUGGUUGAAAUCUUGUAAAAACAACACUUUUUUCUCAGGGUACAGGUGGUAAUGGUUUAUAACAGUGUCAUUCAUUUUAGGCAUGUAAAAUCUGUAAAUAAUUUGUAUUUCACCAAUUGAGGCACUCAUUCAGUGCUGUAGCCGAAGCCAUACAGUGUUAGCAGACCAGGGAGGGAGAAGAUGAUCUAAAAAGCUUCAGGAAUUAGUCAACCUUCUGACUCUGUUAAGCCCUACACAAACAUAGUUUGGACUCAGAAUACAGGCUUAAUUCAUGGGGUUCAGAACAGUAUUAAACACAGCCCGUUCCCAUGAAACCAGUUAUUAAUUACAUGUUACAUGUUGAUCCUCAUUGUUGUGUAACAUUAACCAAAGCAAAUAGGAAAGUCUUAGGCGCUCAAGAUGACCUGCAUAGAAUCAGAAAGUAAAGCCCAUCAGAUAUGAUUCAAACAAAACAAUGUGCUAAAGAUCUCGCUUCAGCAAGAUGUGAACGCAUUUACCUCCAUACAAGAAAAACAUAUUCAGCAAUAGAGAUGCACCCAAGGGAACAGAGGGAAUGUGCAGAAGUGCCCAUCGAGUCGAAUACACACAUUGAGGCCAACAGUAAGAAUAAACUAAUUUGACUUGGCACUUACUCUUCAAUGUCAUUUGGUUUGAAAUGGUCUUCCAUUAUUGUGUUCAGAUUAAGUGUCAUUAAACACCUUCACUUGCGUCAUUGUUACCCCAAGAAACCAAGGGGCCAAAAAUGUACAUCUGUUGUUUAGGUUCCAAGAAAACGGACAGGGUAAAAACCUUUUGAUGAAAGCCAUGAAUUAUUUGGUGUCAUUCUUGUUAUCAAGGUCAAUGGAGUUGAAAGGGGGAACAGAUUCAGUUCAUGUACAGUGGGGCAAAAAAGUAUUUAGUGAGCCACCAAUUGUGCAAGUUCUCCCACUUAAAAAGAUGAGAGAGGCCUGUAAUUUUCAUCAUAGGUACACUUCAACUAUGACAGACAAAAUUAGAAAAAAAAAUCCAGAAAAUCACAUUGUAGGAUUUUUAAUGAAUUUUUUUGCAAAUUAUGGUGGAAAAUAAGUAUUUGGUCAAUAACAAAAGUUUAUCUCAAUACUUUUUCGCCCCACUGUAAAUCCAUGAUAACGGACCUUUUAACUGCUUAGGCUUCAGACCUCUUCAGUGUACACAUAAUAAAGCAAUGGGUAAUAUUAUAUUACAGUCAGUAGAUGGAUAAACCUUUAUUAUUACUGACAUCCACUUCCCUGUCCCAAAAUUAGGGAAGUACUGUCAGUGGUCAUAUUUACAGAGUAUACAUUAUUUGUUUGUUUGCAUGUAGUUCAAGACAAAAUGUCAAAUAAAAUAUAUUGCAUACAUACUUAUGCACCACAGCGAGCAAAGACGAGUAAGUAAGGCUAUAUUAGACCUGUAGAAAAGUACAGCAAUACAGUCAUGUGACUAACAUACUGGAAACACACAAGCAUUUCCCAGCUAAAAGCUAGUGUACCAGCCAACUCCGGUCUCCACUCAGUGAUUUUUGGAGACGAUUUCAGACUUUCACAAGAGACCAAUUUGAGUAUGUUUUCGUUCAUUUUUCAUCAUGAUUAUUUUCAGACGUUACCUAGCAACCAGGGUGCAGAAUUCCCCCAUUUUCCCCACAUGAUUAAUCACCCAUUACAAACGUUAUCAAUGUAUUUAACCACUGAGCCUUUCCAGAUACUCUGAGAUGCUUCUUUACCCUGGUCAAAUUUCAUAUGAACUCUUGGAAGUGCUUGGGAAGUUGUCUGGACCAUAUUGUAUGUUUAUAUAGUGCCCAUGUUGUAUCUUAGCAUGGUGUCCUGUCUCUCUAUAUGAGAGUGUCCAGUGUCCCAUCAUACCAAACUCUGGCCAUGCCCAGGGCCAGCCAGCCAGCACUGCCUGCAGUCUGAUUCCCAACUGUGUGUCUGUUUUAAUUGCGGGUUCUCAGAAGACUGAUGUGAAACAGUAUUUGUUGGGGAAUAAUAUUUAUCAUGGCUUCCCUCCCUUCAGGUGUGUGAUUGAAUGAGUGAUAUAAAUGUCUGACAGCCAAUGGGAAGUGUGGGAACCUUAUAGUAAGUAAGCAGUGAACAUGGGGAACUGGAUCUAGUAAAAUGGUCACCCUGGAAGACAUAGCAAAACAACAACUGGUCAUAAGUUCAUCAGCUUUCAGACACCCUGACAUGUUUUACGAGUUAACAUGAACUCAGUGACUUACCAAUAAGCAAAAGAGAACAUUUCUGACUUAUUAUAUAUAUAUAUAUAUAUGGGAACAGGGACUUAUUGUACAAUCAAACUAUUGUGUGUGUGUGUGUGUUAAUGUACUCUUUGCAAGCUAUUUCAGAAAUUGGUACAGUAAAGCUUCAAACACUAAUGUACUGUAUUAUUGUGAAAUAAUGAAUUUAAUCAUUUGAUCAAAUGUCAUAAUUUGGAUAAAGCUCUGCCAUAUCGGUCUAUGGUUGAAGUCAGCUGUCAACUGUGAUGCCAUACCCCUCCAACCUUCUUUCUCACACUCGUUUCCACUGUUUGAUUCAAAUUGUAAGUGGCAUUGAUCAACACCAAUGGUAAGUGCUUUACCAGAGGUUGGAAACAGAUGACAACUACGCUUACUCACACGCUGUAUCUGAUGUCGCCUCUAAGUGUGUUAGCGGGGAGCUGGGCCUAGCAAAUACGUCAAGAUCUAAGGGACUGCAGAUGUGGGUUGAAGUCCUCCAAUGAGGGCCAUGCCAAAAAGGUUUCUGGAGAGGGAGAGCCUUUAAAAGGACUCAUAUUAGUGUCCUCUCUCUCAUUCUCUUCCAGGAUUGUGGUCACAAUGAGUUUUACAGGAACUGAGAUCUCCUCCAUUGUUGCGGUUGCCUCGGAUUACAUCCACCCUCCUUCAUGAGGGAAACCUGACCCUUCCGUCAAACAGUGAAGUCAUGCUGCUAUGAUAAGGAUAUAUAUUUCAUUAUACUUAGAAUAGCUGAAUUAUAACUUUUGUAAGAAGAAUAGAAUAAGCAAUGUGCUUGGCUGUUUUUCAUUGUAUUAUCAUUAUAUUAAUCAUGUAAUACAGAGAUACUUUCUCAGCAAUGUACUUUGAGAUGUCAGUUUAACAUCUGUUACAGUUCACCUCUGUUCACCUGGAACCCUAAACAGAUUUCCUGUUGAGUAUUCACUGGUUGAGGAUCAGGUUUUGGAAUCUAACAAAUUGCCGUCUCAUCCAAGGACAUGCUGAAACUUGUGCUACACACACUAUAAAAUACAAGGUCCGAUCCUCCGGCUUAGGUGUGCUAAUCGGGAAUUCACCGUCACGGAGAUGUGAAAUAGAAAUUAAUAAACCUACCAAUAAGUCCCCCUGAAUGUGUUGAGCAAACAAGGCAAUGGGACCAGACAUUCCAGUUUACUCACUUUGAGCUGAUGUGAACAUAAAAAAGAACAUUGCUGCCUAAUAACAAACCUGGGUUUGAUAAUCAAUAAUGACGUAACCAACAUUAGGUUCAGUCAAUAUACAUUUGAAGGUUUGAUCCUUCUGAACUUUGCACUAAUAACAACCCCAUACCUUCUGUGCCAGUGGUUUCUUUAUUCAACAAUUUCAAAGGACAAACAUCUAGGGCCCACAUCCUUUGUAGCAACAUUCACUUGUUUCCUUUCAGUGAAAUUCCAAACUGCAACGACCCUGUCCCACAAUAACAAAGAGUCAAGCUGUUAUGCAUCCGAGUGGUUGGCUUAUCUUUUCCCUCUUCUAUCACACACGUCAGAGGUAAACCAUCUUCUGAACAUUUCAAAUAGAACUCAAUGCACUGUGAGGAGUUUCUACCGGAAUUAAGAUGGCCAUGACAGCUAGGUCUAAGUGUUUGGGUUGAACUCUUAGUUUUAAACCAUUUGGUUGUGUAAACACUCCCAGAACACUUGAAUCAGAGUGGAAACUAAAGGAGUAGCCUAAAUAAAACAAAUGUGUUAGGUUCUAAAUGAACCGAGUAGAAACUCACAGACGAUUAGUAAAGCUCAAACCAAGUUUAUUCACCCAAAUGGUCAGACAACUGAACAGACAAAGACAUGUUCCCACCAGAACAAGUAUAUACAUCCCAAUUUAGGUGAAGUAUCCUCCUUCCUUCUAAACAUUACAUCUGUAUUGCUAGGCAGGAAGUGAUGCGGGUAUUAAACUGUUCCUUCUCCCUUAACGUGACUGGACCUUUCAAGUUUAGAAGUCAGAACCCAUCAUGAGUUUGGACAUAUCAGGCUGUUCGAUAUGGAUCCAUUGGUAGGCUAUAUUACCCCUCUUACAAAAGGGACCUCUGAAGUCCAUCUUCCUUUUGUACUUAGUUGAUGCUGACAUACUGUUAGGUUCUUAGUGAACCUAAUAAAACUCACGGACACUUAGUAAAGCUCAAACCAAGUUUAUUCCCCCAUUAGGUCAUACAGCUGCAUAAGACCAAGACAUGGCUCUACCAGUGGUAGUAUAUAUACCCCAAUUUGGGGUGGAAUCUCCCUCUCCUUCCUCCCUCAACGUGACCUGACCUCGGCCCCCUUCCUCACUAAACCACAUCUCUCCACCACUAUCAGUGCCUGCCAGCAUGUGAUCAUGUUUCCUUCACUCAGUACAUUCCAAGCUUAAUUGUCGCCACCAUACACAUUCCUCCUACAGACUUUAACUUAUGGUGUAAGCCCUAGACCAUAGCACUCUAUUUCAAUCGGAUACCUGAUAAUUAACACUAUUACAAGUUUGAGUCAGAACCCAGAAUCCAUCAACACCAACAGACUACAUUGGAGUAAAAUCCCUCGUUUUAUGCACUUCGUAUCAAGUUGUCUUUUAAAAAGUGUUGUCUUCUUGCAACACUGUCAGUAAGAAAAACAACACAGAUAAAGUUCCUCCUAAGUGCUGACAGACACACGCCAUCAUGAUGCUUAUCAUACUCUCUCCUCACCCGUGACCUCUAGUUUGAAAAUGUUCCAGAAUAAUUAAACUUACCCUAACCUGAGAAACCACAUUAUCAACUGUCUUAGCUGUCACUAUCAAGGGCUUUUACCCAAACGUUAAACGCUCUGGUCGACAUGACUGACACGUUCUUCUCCUUUCCUGCUGUGAUAAACUAUCUUCAUUUCCGCCUCUACAUCCUGUAUGAACUAACCAGUGUUUAUUUUAAAUGUCUUUUUAGAGUCUUCAUUGUAAAGACGACCAGUUACUUUGUUAUGAUGAAGCUCCUUCUGGAUUCAGAUAGAAAAAAGCAUAUACAGCCAUGGAAAUCCAAUUCAGUUGGAGAUCUACUAUGCCAUGGGCUAAUGGGAAACUGGAUAAGAUGGAGAACUUUCACUGUAAAGCAAAACACCACUCCCACCUUAUACGGGGUCAGCUACUAAUAUCAGGGACCUAGAUUCCAAUUCGACAUUUUCUGUCAAGCGUCUCCAAAACAGUCACAUGGACAUGUUCAAAUGAAAUAACACUCCACUACCACCUACAGUUGAAGUCAGAAGUUUACAUGCACUUAGGUUGGAG